Messenger RNA from Aspergillus caelatus, 2038 nucleotides. Its product is annotated as Zn(II)2Cys6 transcription factor domain-containing protein. Gene Ontology annotation, molecular function: zinc ion binding; DNA-binding transcription factor activity, RNA polymerase II-specific. The record is from RefSeq and is a predicted model, not a curated record. Gene Ontology annotation, biological process: regulation of transcription by RNA polymerase II. The transcript is spliced from 2 exons. Lineage: Eukaryota; Fungi; Ascomycota; Eurotiomycetes; Eurotiales; Aspergillaceae. Bases 492 to 1850 code for a protein of 452 amino acids.
UCAAACGAAUCAGGAAGGCACUUCCCCUUCCCUACAAAUCAGCCUGACCCAGGCCAAGUGGCGACCGAGUUCAGAUUUGGUCAAAUUGCUUUAGAGGGUAUGGGCGACGGGGUGGAUGACUGUUGGGAUGCAAUACUAUGGCAGCAAAUGCUAGAAGGACCAGUGUUCCCAGGGUUGCCUUCUUCCCUACACAUGUCUAGCUCGGAGUGCUUCUAUAAUUAGCAGUUUCAAUUCCGCAGACAGAGGACAUGUAAAAAGCUAUCUAUCUUCUCCCUCCUUUCACGGUUCCGUGGUUGUCGUAAUGGUUGUGGAUGGAGCUUGAGCCAGCCAAGACCAAUCACGGAGAGGGAAAAUGCUGACUGAGCCCCUGAAUGAAGCGACAAAAGUUUCUCCGAAGUAUUGGCGACGAUUCUCAGGCACGACUGCUAUUCUCACUUCCAACCCUAUCUCGCGAUGAACGUUCCUCUAUUUAAAGAGAAGCCACCUAUAAUAUGACCCUCUACGGCAUGGCCAAUGGCUCUCGUAAAUCACAUCGGAAAUCACGUCUUGGAUGUGGCAACUGUAAACGUCGCAGGAUCAAAUGCGAUGAGGUUCGGCCAUCCUGCGGUGGUUGUCUGCGUCACUCAGUGGAGUGUGAUUAUCAGCUCGAGGAAUCGAGUACCAAUCUACCAACACCAGCAGAGAACGCGAACGCGCAGCCACCGGCGACGGCGCCCAGGAAGGUGCCAAGCAAGCGCCAUCAAACAUUUAUUUCAUCAUAUCAAUCCAACUUCAAGCCACCAAAGCGUGCACAUAGAACUCGCAAGUCUCUAUCAAUACAGCUACUGCAAUGCUCCUCAUCUGACCGAAUUCUUCCGACGUUGGCAUGUCGACCAUUUGAGUUUACUAUAAUCGAUAUGGAGCUGUUCCAUAACUUCUUAAAUCCAACAGACUCUGGCGGUUCCGAAUGUCAGAGUGCAGCGAGAGUGCAGCUAUCUCAACUUUCUCGUCUUGGUUUCACUUUUCCGUACGUCCUGCGCCUCCUGCUUGCUUGUUCGGGCUUUCAGUUGGCACGGCGUCCAGAAAUCGUUCAGCUUCAACAGUCUGCCAUCCAAGGGAAGGACUACCAUGUGGUAGCUGAACGGCACUAUAACCUUGCCAUCCGAGAAGUGGCAGCUGCAGUGCCACGGCUAAAUAAAGAAAACUGCCAUGCAGUUUACACCGCCGCUGUGUACAUCUUCAUCUGCUCAUUCGCCAUAGGGCCGCGGGCAGGUGAGUAUAUGGCUUUCAGUGAUGAUGGCCAAGGGGGUUUUCUAUCCUUAUUCAUGGGUGUCCGGACAGUACUGGAAAUAAGCAGCAAGUUGUUUUCACCAGAUAUAGUUUUAAGAGGUGAUGAGGGGGAAUCGGGUUCCGAGUCAGAACCGGACGCAGAGUCAACAGGUACCGCCAGAAGUUCAACUAUCACUUGUGAAUAUGGCUACUGGAUGGGUCAGCUGCGACAUCUUAUAGAUUCCGAACUCGGCGGAAACGAUACGCUUUCUUCUGUUUAUAAUAUGGUGUUCGAACGACUUUGCCAGUGUUACGAUGUUAUCUAUAGCCCGUCUUCGCCUAUAACGACUGCGCUUUUAUGGCCAUGCAUCUUCGGCUGGCUCUACAGACUGCCAGACGUUUUCAUGGUUGGACUUAGGCAGCGACACCAGCCGGCAUUAGUGCUAUUUUCCUAUUUCGUCCUCUUGUUGGAUGAGCUUACCGGGAAUUGGUUCCUUCAAGAUUGGCCUAAACACAUUCUCAUUGGGAUUUAUCGUAACCUCGACGUCUAUCACCAACACUACGUCCAGUGGCCCAUGCAGUGCGUCACCGGCAAAGCCUAGAACGCAGCUUGGCUCUGUGAAAAGAUUGUGUCUGUCAAAUAUAUGCUAGCCACAACACUCUCCGUAUAUGGAAUAUGCCCUUUUGAGAUUACUCGCAAUGUGUCCUGUCCAGGUAUUACGUCCGGGUCAUGGCCAUGGCCACAGGCACAGGAUUGCCUAUCGCUCAAUACCAAUUGUGGAAAGCAUCC